UUUAUCAACGUGUUGCGACAUGCCUCCACUCCAACCAUCGUCUACUAGCCUCGACCACAGCCAGCCUUCAUCAUCAGUCAUGGGUCUUGUGGAAGAUACUUAUGACACCUUUCAUGACAUCCUGCAAGAGUCUAAGAUAUUCCGAACCCUUGUCCUUGGCCGUCAAGAGCAUCAUCAUGAUCGAUAUCGUCAACACCAGCAACCCUACCUCUUCCUACCACUACACUAUGAUACUCCCCAAAGCCCAUCCCUACUGCAUCACUCUUUGCUACCCAUCGACACGUUCGAUCAGCGACCAAGCAAGUAUCCGCGUUUAGCAGGAUCGUAUUGUGCUCAGCUCGAGAACUAUGACAACCUCCCAGCUGAAUACCUCCCCUUGGUGGAAGAUUCGCCUGAGGUGUUAAUGCCGGAUAGCCCCCAACUAUGUUGCCUCAACGAUGAUCUAUCGGACGUGUCAGAGUUGCUAUUGCCUCCGGUUUGCCAAGAUACUCCUCGCACACAGCGAAGAAGUGGCCUCCGGAAGGUGGUGGACCGGAGACGGCUGGUAGAUAGGAGGAAAAGGAUGAUAAGAAGCUUUGGGUUGGCGGAGGUCAGUAGAGGACCUGAGGAGUAUCUUUCUGGUAUCAAGCGACCAGCGCACAGUGAAGAUUCUUAUUAGAUGCUGUCCGGUUUGAUUCCUUGAUCACUGCCUCUCGGCCAACACAAUGCAGAGGCGUUCGCUUCCUGACUGCUUCUGUAUUAAAGAUAUGAUAUCUCCGGCGCGCACGCGGAAGAUUUACCACUUUCCGGUUUGUAGUAGUGACAGGUUUGUGCCGCACUGUACGUCAACAACGUUUCCAA
This is a messenger RNA of Perkinsus marinus ATCC 50983, 840 nucleotides long. RefSeq lists its product as hypothetical. The record is from RefSeq and is a predicted model, not a curated record. The transcript has a single exon. NCBI's taxonomy places the organism in Eukaryota, Perkinsozoa, Perkinsida, Perkinsidae. Bases 20 to 658 code for a protein of 212 amino acids.